AUGCUGCGCGCACUGAGCGGCCUGGGCGCCCGGCCCCCGUGCCGGCCCGCGGCCCCGCUCUUAAUCCCCACGCGAAGCCGCAAGAGCCGCCAUGACCCGCAGGCCAAGUCCAAGGUGGGGCGCCUGGUGACCCCGCAGUCGGUGGAUCCCGUGGAGUUCUACAUCCUGAGCGAGCGUUACCGGGAGUAUCGCCGCACCGUGCGCGCCCUCAGGGUGGAGUUCGUGGCCGAGGUGCGGAGGAAGAUGCUCGAGGCCCGAGUUGGGGUCGCGGCGGAACGCAAAGCCCAGGAGAAGGCCGCCGAGCACCAGGCGCUGAUGACCUUCAACCGGGAGGAAAACCAGCGUCUGCACGAGCUGCGGAUUGCGAGGCUGCAGCAGGAGGCGCGGGACGAGGAGCUGCGGCGCGCGGAGGAGCAGGCCCGCCAGGCCCGUGAGGCAGAGGCCUGGGUCCAGCUCAAGCAGCAGGAGAUUCUGCAGCUGCAGGAGGAGGCAAAAAACUUUAUCACCCGAGAGAACCUGGAGGCGCGGGUGGAAGAAGCUUUGAACUCUCCAAAGAACUACAACUGGGCUGUCACCAAGGAGGGACAUGUGGUCAGACCCCAGCACAAGGGCUAG
This is a messenger RNA of Elephantulus edwardii (Cape elephant shrew), 615 nucleotides long. RefSeq names its product mitochondrial ribosomal protein S26 (gene MRPS26). Gene Ontology annotation, cellular component: mitochondrial small ribosomal subunit. NCBI's taxonomy places the organism in Eukaryota, Metazoa, Chordata, Mammalia, Macroscelidea, Macroscelididae. The record is from RefSeq and is a predicted model, not a curated record. The coding region runs from base 1 to 615 and encodes 204 amino acids. The transcript has 4 exons.